Laetiporus sulphureus 93-53 is the source of this 501-nucleotide messenger RNA. RefSeq lists its product as uncharacterized. Lineage: Eukaryota; Fungi; Basidiomycota; Agaricomycetes; Polyporales; Laetiporaceae. The transcript has 2 exons. The record is from RefSeq and is a predicted model, not a curated record. The coding region runs from base 95 to 265 and encodes 56 amino acids.
CUUGUAUACAAGGAUAACACUCGGUGCGCGCUGAGGGACUCAUGCUGUACUAGUAGCGCUGCCGCAUGUGCGGGCAGUCCCGGUCUGGUGCGAUAUGUCCAUCAGCGAGAUAGUCUAUGCCGCUUGGCAUAUGGCACAUGAAGUCGCGAAUGCUUGGCCCCCUGAGGGAAGGAAGGUCGAAUUCAAGAGCUUUAGAGGAGCGAAUCAUUUUCCUCACUGGUAUCAAACCGAGUAUACGUUGUCCCUCCUUUCAGAAAUCUUGUGAAUUGAAGAGAUGGGGUUGGCAUAGGUAGCACUGUGUGCAACAUCUCUAUUAGACUUGGGUUUCCGUGAAUUGUCCCCGAUACACCCUGACUCCGUAACCAGUUUGAAUGAUAGCAUUAAGACUGCAGCCUUUCUCGGUGAUCUCUUCAUCAGGUCGGAUAUCACGUAUACAGCUUCCAGGAUGAAAUAUGCUGCCUUACCUUUGAAUGUCAGAUAUCCGUCAUCUUCUUUAGGCAA